Messenger RNA from Bubalus bubalis (water buffalo), 2113 nucleotides. RefSeq names its product islet cell autoantigen 1 (gene ICA1). Bases 332 to 1960 code for a protein of 542 amino acids. Gene Ontology annotation, molecular function: protein domain specific binding. The transcript has 17 exons. Lineage: Eukaryota; Metazoa; Chordata; Mammalia; Artiodactyla; Bovidae. Gene Ontology annotation, biological process: regulation of transport. Gene Ontology annotation, cellular component: Golgi apparatus. The record is from RefSeq and is a predicted model, not a curated record.
UUCCUGUGCUCCCUCCGCCCCCUUCCCUCGCCUUCUGCUGACGCUGACGUCGGAUGAGGGAGCAGGAGGAACGCUCCGUUCGCGGCCGGGAGGCUCCCGGGGGCCGGGGCUCCGAGAAGAAAAAUGACUACCAAACAGUUGACAAGGGAUCGAUUGUAGGACACAUCCCAGCUUCAGGAAGGUUGCAGUGUGAACACAUCUGCAGCUGGGAUUCAGCGACAUGUGGUGCCAUGAAGCUGGUGUUUGGGAAUGAGUGAUCUUACUAUGGGAUGAUUCAGACAUACCCCUCCCCGCACCUACAUAUACUUAGAAAAAAGAAGAAGGAGGAACCAUGUCAGGACACAAAUGCAGUUAUCCCUGGGACUUACACAAUCGAUAUCCCCAAGACAAGUCAGUUGUAAAUAAGAUGCAGCAGAAGUAUUGGGAAACGAAGCAAGCCUUUAUUAAAGCCACGGGGAAGAAAGAAGAUGAGCAUGUCGUUGCCUCCGAUGCAGACCUGGACGCCAAGCUAGAGCUGUUUCACUCAAUUCAGAGAACCUGUCUGGACUUGUCUAAAGCAAUUGUACUCUAUCAAAAGAGAAUAUGUUUCUUGUCUCAAGAAGAAAACGAACUGGGAAAGUUUCUCCGGUCCCAAGGCUUCCAAGAUAAAACCAGAGCGGGAAAAAUGAUGCAAGCGACAGGAAAGGCCCUCUGCUUUUCUUCCCAGCAAAGGUUGGCUUUGAGAAACCCUCUGUGCCGCUUUCACCAAGAAGUGGAGACUUUCCGGCAUAGGGCCAUCUCCGACACUUGGCUGACGGUGAAUCGCAUGGAACAGUGCCGGACUGAAUACAGAGGGGCGUUACUGUGGAUGAAGGACGUGUCCCAGGAGCUUGAUCCAGACCUCUGCAAGCAAAUGGAGAAGUUCAGGAAGAUGAAGAGGAAAGUGAGGACAGAGGUCAGUGGAUCUGAAGCGUCUGUAAGAAUGCAGGCCUGGCUAUCAGCUGUUACACUGGGAGCUCCUGAGAAAGUGCAAACACAAGUUCGCCUUGCCAAAAAAAGCUUUGACAAAUUGAAGAUGGAUGUGUGUCAAAAAGUGGAUCUUCUUGGAGCGAGCAGAUGCAAUCUCUUGUCUCAUAUGCUAGCAACAUACCAGACCACUCUGCUUCAUUUUUGGGAGAAAACUUCUCACACUAUGGCAGCCAUCCAUGAGAGCUUCAGGGGUUAUCAGCCAUAUGAAUUUACCACGUUAAAGAGCUUACAAGACCCUAUGAGGAAGCUGGUGGAGAAAGAAGAAAAGAAGAGGAUCGCCCAGCAGGAAAGUGCAGAGGCCGUGGCGGAGGAGCCAAGUCAGUUAAUUUCACUAGAGGAUGAAAACCAGCACAAGGAAUCCUCUAGUUUUAAGACCGAAGAUAGAAAAAGUGUUUUAUCUGCCUUAGACAAAAGCUCUACACAUAAUGCAUGCUCAGAUGAACUUUUAGACAUGAAACCCGAGGAAGGUGCUUGCCUGGGCCCAAUGGCAGGGACCCCAGAACCUGAAGGUGCUGACAAAGAUGACCUGCUGCUGUUGAGUGAAAUCUUCAACGCUUCCUCCCUGGAAGAGGGCGAGUUCAGCAAAGAGUGGGCUGCCGUGUUUGGAGACGGUCGGCUGAAGGAGCCAAUGCCCACUGCGGCCCCAGGAGAGCCGGACCCCAGGCCCCAGGCAGGCUCAGGAUUCCUUCCUUCACAGCUUCUAGAUCAAAACAUAAAAGACUUACAGGCCUCGCUGGAAGGCUGGUCAGAGAGCAGUGUCAGUCCUUCUUCUCCUCCAUGGCCAGUACCCAAGGCAAGCAGUCCAAAUGUCAACUACCCUGCAGUGAAAGAGCCUGCCAAGGCCUCCUCGGACCUGACUGCCUGGUUCAGCCUUUUUGCUGAUCUCGACCCACUAUCAAAUCCUGAUGCUGUUGGGAAAACCGAUAAAGAACAUGAAUUGCUCAAUGCAUGAGUCUGCUGCCUCCGUCUGGGAGGGAGCCCACAAGUGUCUCCAGAUCAACACACCGGGGGGCUCGUGGAUGUAGGAAGUGAUCAGUAUGCUGUUUUAAUAUUUACGUGCCAUUUUAAUAAAAUGAAAGGGUCAAAGGCCCUGUUUAUAUUAGAA